This is a messenger RNA of Schistosoma margrebowiei, 957 nucleotides long. The record is from the annotation of a GenBank genome assembly. NCBI's taxonomy places the organism in Eukaryota, Metazoa, Platyhelminthes, Trematoda, Strigeidida, Schistosomatidae.
AUGUAUUCUGAAAAUGCACGAGCAUAUUGUGAUCUGUAUAAACAUGGAGUUGAAAUGAAACCUGAAUUCCAGUAUAUGGAUAACUCAUUUGAUGUACCGGUAGACGAAAGAAAAUAUUAUGGAGGUUUUGAAAAAUAUGACUAUUGCCCAGUACUUGAUAGUGAUAGUAUCUAUUCACAAAAUAUUGUUAAACGGUCAUCAAAUCGUCUUAAUUUGAAAAUCACACCAAUUUAUGAUAGGAAGGUUGAAAUGAGUAUGGCGUUUUCAAAAAUCAAAAGAGCAGUUGAGGAUUCUAUCAAAUUCUGGGAGAAAGCUCUAAUUGUUGAGGUGAAAAAACCUGAAAAUGUACUUGUUCAGAGAACAUGUGAACUGGGUUCAAUGGUUACGAGUUCAUCUGAAAACAUAUUACACUGUAGAAGAGACAGUUGUAAACAAACGGAAACAUGUUAUAACACAGUAAUUCCUACUAAAUAUUUAUCAGCAUGUCACGUUCGAAAAUAUGCUAAGACUGAAAAGGUGUAUUCUGAAGGAGAAGGAAUAGCUCCGAAUGAAUUUGUAUUACUUGUGAGUAUGAAUAAUGUAUCGUGUGGCGCUGGUGUACUUGGUUGGGCUUCAUAUUGUAGUCGAGAUCCAGAUACUUCGAGGCCUAAUUUAGGUAUAGUAAAUUACUGUUUAACGGAGGAUAGUAUUAUCAAAGGCGAUCAAAACAAGCUAGAAGAAGUUACAAAACAUGAAAUAUGUCAUGCAUUGGGAUUCAUUCCGAGUAUUUACGCUUACUUACCAGAUUUAAGUCCUCAGUAUCGAAUGCCUGGUAGAAACUUAAGACCUGUACAGAAUGUAACAAUGAGAUGGUUAUCAGCUGCAGGUGAAUUUCCAGUAACUAGACAUAUACUUAGACUGCCAAAUAUGCUUAAUGCAGCGGUUAUGGAAAAAGAUGAAACAAACCACCGCCCAUAA